Molecule: messenger RNA, 3129 nt
Organism: Drosophila willistoni
Lineage: Eukaryota; Metazoa; Arthropoda; Insecta; Diptera; Drosophilidae
Product: tetratricopeptide repeat protein 14 homolog
Exons: 8
Coding region: 102-2978 (958 amino acids)
Biological process (GO): nucleobase-containing compound metabolic process
Cellular component (GO): cytoplasm; mitochondrion
Molecular function (GO): protein binding; ATP binding; AMP kinase activity
Source: RefSeq, a predicted model, not a curated record
AAUACUGAUAACAUUAGAAAAAUCAGAAAAAAUGACAAAAAUCUUUGACUGAAUAAAAGCGGCCGGAAUAUCAAAGCGAAGCGCAUUAAAUAAUAGUAUAGAUGAACAGUAAUUACAUAGCCAAUGCAUUGGGCUAUCAUGGCCAGCCGUUGCAGAAGAUUUGGGACGAUGAGCGUGGUGUCGAGGACCUGCGUCGCAUGGGCCUCGCCCAGCCGAACGAGAGGGGGAUCAAUUACAGCGUCUACAUGGAGCGGCAAAAGUUCUUUACUUUUCAAGAGCGAGCCAAACGCCUGAAAAUGCAUCAAUUUUUCGCCCGUAAAGCCCCAUGUCUCUAUGACCGCGAAAUGGUUAGCCAAAUCAUGGAAGAUGCUGUUUUAGCUCAAGCCAAAGAUUGCCUGGUGCAGCAGCCACCGUAUGAAUACUUCUUGAAUUUACGCGGCGACAAACAUAAUGCCUGGGUCCGACGAAUGGAAUGUCUGAAACCGGGUGACAUUGUCUUCGCUUCAGUGGUUAAGGUAGCCUCCAAUCGCCUAAUGGUUAAACCAUUGUGCACCGACGAACCUUUGCACCAUUAUCUAUCCGAUAUUCCCAUUAAGGCUGUAAUUACGCAUGAUUAUUGGGGCGCUGUCCCAUUGGAUAAGUUUGGUGAAUUACGAAUUUUUAUUGCCAACGAUUUAAUACGUUGCGAAAUUUAUAAUAUAUCUGCGGAUGUGGAACGUCUUAAUUUGGGUAUGAUUCCCACCUAUAACAAGUCGCCCAACUUGAAGCUAGGACUAUGUGACUACAGUGAAUUACCCAAGUAUUACAGUAAUAUUCACGAUUCGGAUGGACAACAAACUACUGCUCCGUCUCACUAUGAAGAUGAAUUGAACUCGGCUCUAGAAUUUCAGAAUCCUAAUUAUGAUUUACUUUUUCAAUUGAAUGGACUGCAGCCUCAUGAGAAUCAUACGCUAAUGGAUUAUUUAAAAAAUGGCUUCCCGGAAGCCGAUUAUGCCAGUGAACUGCGUCAAAAGCAAGCUUCCCAAUGGGCAUUCCGCUCCGUGGCUGAUGGCAUUGAGCACUUUAAGAAUGGCCAACAGGUCGAGGCCUUUCAGUGCCUAAAUAAGGCAUUGAACAUUGAUCCGCGCAAUGUUGAGGGUUUAGUGGCCCGUGGUGCUCUCUACGCGAAUCGGCGCAGCUUCCUCAAGGGUCUGCAAGAUUUCGAAAAAGCUCUGGUGUUAAAUAAAUACCAUGUAAAUGCCCGUAAAUAUAUGGGAGAAACGCUGGUGGCACUUGGUCGGAGUCAUGAGGAGGAGAAUCGUUUGCCGGAAGCAAUGAAGGCCUAUUCCGAUUGCUUAAACAUAUUGCCGCAACAUGAGCAGGCUCGACAAUUGUUGGAUGCAUUGCAAAGGACAACAAUGGCUCCAUUAUCAACAUUCUCAUCAUCAAGUGGUGGUGGUCUUGCCGAUGUUAGUGGAAGUAUAAAGAACAGCGGCAGCAGCAACUUACAUUCAAGUGGCAAGAACAACAACAAUAAUGGCCACUCCUCGAAUGAAUCCAGUUCGUCGAGUGAAGACAGCGAUGAUCAGUUUGAAGAAGCUCCACCCCCACCACGAUGUCAGUUCAAUCAGCCCUUCUAUGCCACUGAUCAGAAUCGAUCAUCAUUUGAUGCCAAAAAGGCGAAUGAAUUUAAAUUGGAUGAGGAUGACACCAUGUCAAGUGUACGGAAAUUAAUUCGUGAUGCCAGCAAGCAUAAAAAAGCCAAAAAGAAGGACAAAAAGAAAAAAGAUCGAAAGGAUAAGAAAUCAAAAUCACAAUCAUACGAACGGGAUAAUCAAAAGGAUCAGGAGAUUAAUCCCCUUGAUAUGCUUAAAAAAAUUGAUUUCGGUGAGGCAUUCAGACUAAUGAGUGGAGCUACUAGUGAGGAUCAAUUAAAGGCCCAGCUGGAAAAGUAUUUUCAACAGAAACAUAGAGAAGAAUCUCCGCCGCCAGCAGCUCCCACAAUGCGAAAGCAUUCCUAUGAUCUGAUGGGACCGAGUACAUCGCGUGCAGCGGCAGCGGCCAAGGAACAAAAAGACCAACAGCAACAUCAUGCACCAGCACAGCCAAAGUUAUCCUUUCAAAUUAAAAAACGACCUCUGCAAAUGGACAAAUUUGGUCUGCUGCGUGUGGCAACACCGUUGGAAACGGAGCAGCAUCAUAAGUUGAGCCGAAGUAGAUCCCGCUCUCACAGUCGUGGCCGCAGAUCAAAGUCCAAAUCGCCCAGGCAUCGUGGCAGGUCAAAGUCUGCUUCGUUUAGACACAGGCGCCGAUCCCAAUCCACAUCGCCCAGGCAUAGUAGACGAGGAACUAAAUCGAGAUCACGAUGGCGUACACCAUCACCACGUUCGCGAUCAUCUAGCAGACCACGUUCACAUCGAAGUCGACGAUCACCUAGUCGUUCACGUUAUGGACACAGCAGCUACUCUCAGCACCGACGUUCGAAAUCUCGUUCAUUGGAGCAGCGACGUCGUCGCACACCUUCGCCAUUUGUGCCCCGUCGCACACCAUCUCCAUCCGAGCGUUAUAGACGCACACCGUCACGUUCACGAUAUCGACGUUCCCGAUCACCACAAUCCCGUUCCCAUUCUCGUUCCCGUAGCUACAGUCCGAGACGCCGUAGCUAUCAGCAUUAUGCCUCGCCCCCACCAAGUAGCUAUAGACCGCGUGGACGCGGCGGUGGAUUUGGACGUGGACGUGGUCGUUUUCGUUGGUAUUUGCUUGAUGCCCCUAUAACCCGUGCCAUACAGUCCCCACCGAAUGCAGCACGAAAAGCUUACAGUAGUCGCUCUCCAAGUCCCACAAAUAGCCGUAACAUUGAUGCUGGCCCAACUAUCGAGGAAGUUGAUGAAAUGAUCAAGGAAGCCCAGAAGGAACGCAAGCGGGACAUCAUCCAUAGCGAUAAGAAUAUAUUAAAGAAGACCGAGAAUACCAAUGCGAAAUUAAUAAACAAUGAAUGAAUCUAAUUCACUGACCUACUAUUAAAUGUUAUAAGUGUUCCCCGCCCCGCACCACCAUCUCCUUGAUAUAUAUAUAUAUGUAACUUGUCGAAUAAGAUUCCAGCUUGAAAUCCUAAAUAAAGAUUACGCUUUCGAAGCAUUUUCUACUUAA